This is a messenger RNA of Dioscorea cayenensis subsp. rotundata (Guinea yam), 2898 nucleotides long. RefSeq names its product probable alpha,alpha-trehalose-phosphate synthase [UDP-forming] 9. NCBI's taxonomy places the organism in Eukaryota, Viridiplantae, Streptophyta, Magnoliopsida, Dioscoreales, Dioscoreaceae. The transcript has 3 exons. Bases 71 to 2620 code for a protein of 849 amino acids. Gene Ontology annotation, molecular function: catalytic activity. The record is from RefSeq and is a predicted model, not a curated record. Gene Ontology annotation, cellular component: cytosol. Gene Ontology annotation, biological process: trehalose biosynthetic process.
CUUCUCUUUCUCUUCAUCUCGCGUGAUGCUUCUUCUCCUUCUCCUCCUCCGUUAACUAUUCCGUCUACUCAUGCCGUCACGCUCGUGUUCCAAUCUCCUCGACCUCGCCGAGUCGAGCUCGGACUACACCGAUCCAACUCGUCUUCACUCACCUCGUCUUCCCCGAGUCAUGACUCUUUCCAACGUUCUCUCCGACGAUUCACUCGAAUCGCCGCCGUCAUCCCCAUCUCUAACUCGCCGGAUCAUCGUUUCCCAUCGUCUCCCACUCCGCGUUUCCCCACCGGUCCCUCCUUCCCGUAUCCCCUCCUUCUCUCUCGACCCCGAUUCCAUCUCCAUCCUCCUCCUCUCCGGCUUGCCGGAGACGGCCACCGUUCUUCACGUCGGCACCUUCCCCCUCUUCGUCUCGCCGGACCUCCAAGAGGAGAUCGCCGAGCUCCUCCUCUCCCGUUUCCACUGCGUCCCCGUUUUCGUCCCCCCGGAAACCCACUCCUUGUUCUACCAUUCCUUUUGCAAACGCCAUCUAUGGCCACUACUCCACUCUCAGCUCCCUCUCGCCGUCUCCGGCUCCGGCCCAGCCCCUUUUCCGACCAACCUCUGGCGUGCCUAUGUCUCCGCCAACAAGCUCUUCGCUGACAAGGUGCUUGAGAUCACCAACCCUGACGAUGAUCUCGUUUGGAUCCACGAUUAUCAUCUCAUGGCUCUCCCUACGUUUCUCCGCCGGCGAUCACCGCGGAUCAAGCUAGGGUUCUUCCUCCACUCCCCUUUCCCCUCGUCGGAGAUCUUCAAGACUCUUCCUUCCCGUGAGGAACUUCUCCGGGCACUCCUCAACGCUGACCUCGUCGGAUUCCAUACCUUUGAUUAUGCUCGCCACUUCCUCUCCUGCUGCUCUCGUCUUUUAGGUCUUGAUUACGCCUCAAAACGCGGUCAUCUUGCGAUUGAGUACUAUGGCCGGACGGUCACCGUCAAGAUCCUCCCCACCGGGAUUCACGUCGGCCGGCUCCACUCCAACGCUGAGUCAUCGGAGACGAAAUCCAAAGUUUCCGAGCUCGUCGAUAGGUAUUACGGCAAGAUCGUGCUGUUGGGUAUCGACGACAUGGAUGUGCUCAAAGGCAUCGGGCUCAAGUUCCUCGCCAUGGAACGCUUGCUCGAGGACCACCCAUCUCUGCGCGGCAAGGUCGUCUUCGUCCAGAUCGCCAACCCUGCUCGCAGCCAGGGCACCGACAUCCAGCACGUUCAAGACCAGACUCACUCCCUCGCCACCCGCAUCAACGCUCGAUUCGGCUACGAGGCCAUCGUUCUCAUCGAUGGCCCCGUGCCCACGCUCGAGAAGGUCGCAUACUACGCCGUCGCCGAGUGCUGCGUUGUCAAUUGCAUCCGUGAUGGCCUCAAUUUGGUUCCCUACAAGUACACUGCUUGUCGCCAAUGGAGCCCUGCUCUUGAAUCAAAGCCAAAGAAGAGUGUCAUUGUAGUCUCAGAGUUCAUCGGUUGCUCGCCGUCUCUCAGUGGUGCCAUUAGGGUCAAUCCUUGGAAUGUGGAUGAUGUUGCAGAGGCCUUGAAUCUUGCCAUCACUAUGCCGGAAUCCGAGAAGCAGCUCCGGCACGAUAAGCAUUACAAGUAUGUGAGUUCCCAUGAUAUUGCUUACUGGGCUCGUUCCUUUGAUCAGGAUUUGCAGAGAGCUUGCCAGGAUCACUACCUCAAGAGGUGUUGGGGAAUUGGUUUUGGAUUGAGCUUCAAAGUGGUUGCUCUUGGACCGAAUUUUCGGAAGCUCUCUGUAGAACACAUUUCUUCCGCUUACCGGAGGACCAGUAGCCGGCUGAUUCUAUUGGAUUAUGAUGGUACAAUGAUGCCUCAGACUUCGAUUAGUAAGACCCCUAGUGAUGAGGUUAUCUCGGUGUUGAAUGCAUUGUGUGCUGAUCCGAAGAAUGUCGUUUUUGUCGUAAGUGGUCGGGGGAAGGAUUCACUGAGCAAGUGGUUCGCGUCUUGUGACAAAUUGGGGAUCUCCGCCGAGCAUGGAUACUUCACAAGAUGGAGUAAGGAUUCUCCAUGGGAGUCAUGUAUGAUGCCCUCAGACUUUGAUUGGAAAAAGAUUGCAGAGCCAGUAAUGAAGCUUUAUACAGAGACAACGGACGGUUCUUAUAUUGAGCAUAAAGAGAGUGCACUGGUUUGGCAUCAUCAAGAUGCUGAUCCUGAUUUUGGGUCUUGUCAAGCUAAAGAACUCCUUGACCACCUUGAAAAUGUGCUCGCCAAGGAGCCCGUUGUGGUUAAAAGAGGCCAGCAUAUUGUAGAAGUAAACCCUCAAGGAAUAAGCAAAGGUGUGGUGGUUGAAAAUCUAAUCUCAACAAUGUUGAGCAGAGGUAAACCCCCAGACUUUGUAUUAUGCAUCGGUGAUGAUCGAUCGGAUGAAGACAUGUUUGAGAGCAUAACAAGUUCAGUGAAGAACACAUCAUGGCCGGCGAUUUCUGAAGUUUUCGCCUGCACAGUCGGUAAGAAGCCGAGCAAAGCUAAGUAUUACCUCGACGACACAGUAGAUGUUAUAAAAAUGCUUCAAGGUCUGGUAACUGCAUCGACACAGCCGCCGCGGUCUUCUUCCUUUCAAGUCUCAUUUGAAGGAUUGCUUUGAAUAAGUUAUACGCCUCGGCGAUCUUCUUGGCUUCAUCGAUUCAUUGGUUCGGUGAUUGGGAGGAGCAACAUUGACAUAAUGUGACAGAAAAAAAGCCGACUUUUAUUUUUUUGUUCACCAUUAUUUAGUAAGAACAGAUCAUAGUUGAAAUCUAGACAAAUUUCUCUGAUAGUUCAUCUUUGAUGUAAAUACUCAGAAAGCAAAAAAAGUGAAAAAAAGUUAAACUUCUUUUGUGUUCAUGGCCUGUAUUUCAUUUAUAGAAUUUUACUUCACAAGUA